AUGGCGCUUAAGAAGGCCAAAAAAUUCAAAUACGCACCCAAGAGGACGGGGAUUGGUCUUGUUGAUGACGAUGCCGGUGAUGACCGGAGUAGGAGGGAGAAUGGCGAGACCGAUGAUGGGGACUGCCCUGGGUUUGUGAAUGGUACGUCGCGUUUUCUGCCGCCUGCAGACGACGCGCCAACUCCAGAUCUGACCGCGAUUGAGCUGCCUCUUGCUGUAGGCAAUUUUGCAAGCAAACGGGCAAAUGAACGAACCUGA
Messenger RNA from Hydatigera taeniaeformis, 258 nucleotides. Lineage: Eukaryota; Metazoa; Platyhelminthes; Cestoda; Cyclophyllidea; Taeniidae. The record is from the annotation of a GenBank genome assembly.